Molecule: messenger RNA, 3125 nt
Organism: Lytechinus pictus (painted urchin)
Lineage: Eukaryota; Metazoa; Echinodermata; Echinoidea; Temnopleuroida; Toxopneustidae
Exons: 11
Coding region: 240-3059 (939 amino acids)
Cellular component (GO): plasma membrane
Source: RefSeq, a predicted model, not a curated record
AUUGUACAUGUACGUACUUUGAGUAAAUGAGACACUGGCGCAUAUUAUGUGUAAUGGCUAUGUAUCUGUUUUUAUUUCAACUUUUCUGUCGUUUUAUCAAGGAUCGUAAACGCAACCUUUAAUCUUGAAGUGAUUGAAUAAACAGAAAAUCAUACAUACAUAAUUCAAACGCUAUGUUAACAAGAAAGAAAUGAACUCGACAGAGGAUGGCUUAGUACAAGACAAGUACAGCGAUACAAAUGGCGGCCAAACGAAUGCAUCUCUCUCUGUGGGUCGUAUAUGCUUUUGUUUUCUACUUCUUUUUAGGGAUACGUGGUGACGUUCCUGAUGAUACUGUCUACACCGAGUUGCACAAAGAUGUUAGAAUAGGAGACAGUGCAGUAUUGACAUGCCAUUUUCGAGGUUCACCGUUGGCUGUCUAUUGGAAGAAAGGUGAUGACCCAAGAAGCGCACCAAACCUUGUAUCAUGGAUUCCUUCUGAUGACGUCACCGGUUUAUGUGAAGGUCAAAGACCAUGUGAGAUCAUGGAGAUGAAUGAAAAUCGCUCCUUGGUCAUCAAAGAAGUCAGUAUGGCCGAACAAGGUCGAUACAUCUGCAGAGUUUCUAACUACAAGGGAAUUCUAAUACACAACUUCACAGAUAUCAGACUGUUUUCUCCUCCUGUAGAACCCUACCCAAUCAUCAACCAGUGUCAGAGAAAGGAAGGUUCUAUGAAAUCUACUUCUCCUUCAAAGGGUUGCAGGAUUUCAACCGACACGCCUGUAAACAUCACAUGCUCAGUCUUCGGAUUCUACCCGGAUAUCAACCUGUUCUUCCUUCAUGGGUCUUCAAAGGUAACCAAUUUUAAGAGUAUUGAGUGGGAAAAUGAAGACGGUUCUAAGAACCAAACCAUAUUGAUAGAAGCUAGAGUCAGUGACCGGCCAUAUGUAUGCAUUGCGUCAGAUGUACCUGGUUCAACAGAGGAGAGAGCCUGGGAGAUAUUCCUAGAUCGAGUCCCUUCAGAUGAGACAACGUCAGCCAAUCCCGAGAAAGGUGAUAUAAGUAGUGCCACAAAUCCCGCGAAGAUUGUGGUACCAAUCCUACUGAUACUUGCAGUCGCCACGGCAUGCAUGGUAUUCUUGUGGCGGAGAUCAAGGAAACGGCAGGCCAGACGUCACAUAGGUAGACGUGAUGUCGAGGAGUCAGAGUUAUUGGUGCAGAAAAUGAAGGUACAAGGGGUUGUCUCUUUUUAUGAACUGUGGCUACUGGCUUAUGACACUCCGAAUGAUGAGAUGGCAAAGGUAUACGCUGCUCUUGUUAAGCUUGGUAUUACCAAUAUCAAGGGACAAAUGGGUAGAGGAUUUGUGUAUGAUGCUCUUUGUGAAUGGAAAGAGAGAUCAUAUGCACCUGACCAACCACAGAUGUUAAGAGAUGCCUUAGAGGAAGUGGGCCUUGAGAGUACAUGGCAAGUUAUUUAUGACCAAGUGCGACAGGUCAAUUAUUCUACCAAAGUACCAGAAGGAACAUUCGAACAAAUCCUGCUUGACCUAAAAGAAAAAAAAGCAAUUAAAAAAUUCCUUAAUAACUUGUGUCAACGAGAAAAUGUAGUCACAGAAAUUGAGACAAUCAAUGACUCAAAUGACUCUGAAGAGGGCAAUAUGGACGUGGAAAAGUCAGCUCCCGCCAAAGCAAUCAGUGCUACCCACGACGGUCAAGAAAACAGAGAAAACACAGCUCCCGCCAAAGCAAUCAGUGACACGCAUGACGGUAAAGAAAACAAGGAAAACAUAGCUCCCGCCAAAGAAGUCAGUGAUAUCCAUGACGUUGACCAGAACAAGGAAAAGUCAGCUUCCGGCAUGCGAAAGUUAAAGGAAUGGAAUAAAGGUCCUUUCAAACAGAAUCCGUUUGUUCUAGUCAGUCUUGCUCUAGAGAGAGCAGGUUAUGUCCAUAUCUCCAAGACCUUCUUUGACGGCCCUGUAUCCUAUUACGAGCUUAGAUCAUUGAUGCACGACCUACAUACACCUAGCCUAGAGAAGUUAAGAAAAACAAUUUGCGAGCUAGGAAUCGACGAGACAAGUGCAAAUAACUUUGGUCCGCAACAAAUCUACGACUAUCUGUGUCAGUGGAAAGACGGACACCCCCAGGUAGAUCAAGGAAAAUUAUUACAUGACGCGCUUUUAAGAGCCGGUCAUGAGGAAGCCUGGUCGAAAGUCUUAGAACAAAGGAAGAAAAAAUCAGAUGUAUGUGAAAGUACGUUCAAGAAGAUACUCUGUAACGUCACAGCCCCAGCAGUGAUACAGCAGCUCCUGAAAAGGCUAGACCCAGACAUAGCUAAAGAUUUGGAUACCUCACUUGAGACAGAUUUUACGCCAAAAGCCUUGGAAGCAAUGAAGGAAUGGAAUGAAAGACCUCUCAAUGAAAAUAGAAUGAUCUUGUUAAGCCGUGCCUUGGAGAAAGCUAAAUGCAGGCCGAUUGACAUGACUUUUCUCUACGAAACUAUGUCAUAUUUUGAGCUGUGGUCAAUGGUUCAUUUCGACUUUGAUACUAAUGUGAUAAUGUUACCAUUACGUGAUGCUUUGAAGGCGAUGGGAGUACUAGGUAUAGAUGAGACAAUUAGUCGGCAUGAGCUUUAUCAUCUUCUUUGUAAAUGGAAGGAAGAACACUCUAAUUGCGACCAACGUCUGGUGUUCAAAGUUCACUUGCUUAACGAAGGACUUCACAAAGAAUGGGAAAAUCUCAGUGAUCUGAGGCUUGGAACAGACCGGAUCAUUUCUGAUGAAACACUGGAACAUAUUUUGUGGCACUUGAAAACUCCAGGAAAGAUCCAACAUUUUAUUCAUAAGCUGACCAAUACCGACCAAGAAUCAAUACCUGAAGAUUCAAAUCUACCAGAGAGCAUCAGGAUUGCUCUGACUAGAUUGGAGUUGUGGAAGAAGGGCCCCAUCAAUAUACAUCCUGUGAUUCUAUUAAGCGAAGCGCUGGAAUCAGCAAAAUGCUCUAACGUUGCCAUGACCUUCUUUCAAGGUAAUUAUAUGAAAGAACGAAGGUUCAGUCUUGUCUUUUUAUUCAAGCAUGCAUAGAUGAUAUCAGAUAUCACAUUUGCAAAAAACAAACAAACACAAAAAACGCCUACCGGAGGUGUGGUC